AUGGCAGUGGAACAGUUCGGAGUGGUGGUAACGAUAAAACGGUCGGAGGGUGACGUCGGAAAGGAGCAGUCGCGACGCCCAGCGACUGCGACGUCCUCAACGGGAGUGGCAGCAGCCUACGAUCCCAUCCCCGGUCUUCAACAGUCUCCCUCGGCUACCUACAACGUCACCAGCAGCGGCCGGAGGUUAGGAAGGAAAGUGGCGGCUGAUCCAUUCAUUAGGCCAGAGCAUCAACAACUCAUUGUUGAUGCUGGAGCCCUACCUCAUCUUGUUGCUCUCCUUAAGCGACACAGGGAUGGCCAGAACUCUAGAGCAGUCAAUGGUGUUAUAAGGAGAGCAACAGAUGCAAUUACAAACCUUGCUCACGAGAAUAGCAACAUCAAGACCCGUGUUAGGUCAGUUCGUUUGUACCCUUUUCUAUUACAAUUUUGUGUAUUUCAGUUUGUUUUACAUCACAUUCUUAUGUUCAAGGUUGAAGGUGGAAUCCCUCCUCUUGUUGAAUUGCUUGAAUUCAUUGAUGCAAAGAUAGUGGACUGUAAUGCUUUGCCUACUCUUAAUCCAAUGUUACGGUCUGAAGAUGCUACAAUCCACUAUGAAGCAGUUGGUGUGAUCGGGAAUCUUCUCCAUUCAUCCCCCAACAUUAAGAAGGAAGUUCUUCUUGCUAGAGCAUUGCAACCAGUAACUGAAUUGCUCAGUUUAAGCUGUUCAGAAAAUCAAAGGGAAGUUGCCCUAUUGCUUGGAUAG
Molecule: messenger RNA, 744 nt
Organism: Lactuca virosa
Lineage: Eukaryota; Viridiplantae; Streptophyta; Magnoliopsida; Asterales; Asteraceae
Source: the annotation of a GenBank genome assembly